This is a messenger RNA of Carya illinoinensis, 1218 nucleotides long. Its product is annotated as uricase-2 isozyme 2. Gene Ontology annotation, molecular function: urate oxidase activity. The transcript is spliced from 8 exons. The record is from RefSeq and is a predicted model, not a curated record. The coding region runs from base 97 to 1023 and encodes 308 amino acids. Gene Ontology annotation, cellular component: peroxisome. Lineage: Eukaryota; Viridiplantae; Streptophyta; Magnoliopsida; Fagales; Juglandaceae. Gene Ontology annotation, biological process: purine nucleobase catabolic process; urate catabolic process.
ACAAGCAGUCUUACUGCUGCUCUGUACUUUUACUUAAAACCAGUUUUCAUUCAUUGGACGCCUUUUGCUCUCGGUGAAUCCAACCCAAAGCCAAGCAUGUCGAGGGAAAUAGAGAAUUUCAAGUUCGAGCACAGGCACGGGAAGGAUCGGGUGAGGGUGGGUAGGGCUUGGAGAAACAAAGACGGCCGCUAUUUCUUCGUGGAGUGGAACGUCAGCAUCAGCCUCCUCUCCGAUUGCCUCCCCGCCUAUGUCCUAGACGACAACUCCGACAUCGUCGCCACUGACACCAUGAAGAACACCGUAUAUGUGAAAGCAAAGGAAUGCUCAGAACAAAUUUCAAUGGAGGGCUUUGCAAUUCUACUUGCUAAGCACUUUACAUCAUUUUACCACCAGGUUACUGGUGCCAUAAUAAAGAUAGUGGAAAAGCCAUGGGAGCGUGUAUAUGUAGAUGGUCAAGAGCACGAACACGGUUUUAAACUCGGAUCUGAGAAGCAUACAACAGAAGUAUUUGUAAAGAAGUCUGGUGCAUUGCAGGUGACUUCUGGUAUUGAAGGGUUGGCUUUGCUGAAGACAACCAUGUCAGGUUUUGAGGGAUUUAUUAGGGAUAAAUACACGGCUCUUCCUGAAACACGAGAGAGAAUUCUGGCGACAGAGGUCACAGCAGCAUGGAGGUAUUCAUAUGAAUCUCUCUCUAGCAUCCCUCAGAAGCCAUAUUACUUCACAGACAGAUACCUCGAUGUGAAAAAAGUUCUGGUUGAAACUUUCUAUGGUCCUCCAAAACAGGGGGUAUACAGUCCAUCUGUUCAGAAUACGCUCCAUCACAUGGCAAAAAGUGUACUCAACAGGUUUCUUGACAUCUCAUCUGUCCAAUUGAAGAUGCCGAAUAUUCAUUUCCUACCUGUUAAUCUGAAAAACAAGGAUAAUGAAACAAUUGUAAAGUUUAAUGAUGAUGUGUAUUUACCAACGGACGAACCACAUGGAUCAAUUGAAGCUAGCUUGAGCCGCUUCUGGUCAAAGAUGUAGAAGUUGCAUGUUGUUUGAGCUUUUGCAUAAAUAAAGGCUCAGAUGUUUCUUGUACUGUUGUGCGUUAACUUGUACUGUUGCGCGUUAUCUCCCUUGUAAUAAAUCUCUUUUGCUUUAGUGGGGACACUGUUUUUGGACACCUGGUGCCAAUAAUAGAUAAAUAAAUAAAUCUCUUCUACUUACCAAUGAACUAAA